Messenger RNA from Racocetra persica, 345 nucleotides. NCBI's taxonomy places the organism in Eukaryota, Fungi, Glomeromycota, Glomeromycetes, Diversisporales, Gigasporaceae. The record is from the annotation of a GenBank genome assembly.
UUAGCAGAAUUAGAAGAAAUUCGAGAUACAAAACUUUUUCAAUUAUUCGCCGAUUUUCAAGCUCACUGUAGAGGUUGGCUUGCUCGAAAAGAUCAUGCAAAACGUAACGAAAGACUUCGUGCAGCUCUUAUUAUUCAAAAAAAUAUUAGAGCACUUAAUUCAUUAAAAGCGAACCCUUGGUGGAAACUGUUUUUAAAGAUCAGACCAACCUUAAAUUGUACUAAAGUUGAAGAAUUACAACGACAAAUUCGACUUAGAGAUGAUAAAAUACGUGAAUUAGAAGAAAAAUUACUUCAAGAAUCUGAAGCCAAGAAAAAAUUGGAAUCUUUAAAUUCUCAACUUUAG